AGGAGCCAAAUAGGCAUGGAAGCUCCCAUCGGCGACCCAGAACCGGAGCCGUCGGAGAUUGAGUACCUGAGCUACGGCGGCGAGCACCAUCUCCCUCUCAUAAUGAGCCUCGUCGACGAAGAGCUCAGCGAGCCCUAUUCCAUUUUCACAUACCGCUAUUUCGUGUAUCUAUGGCCCAAUCUCACCUACCUCGCUUUUCACAGGGGCAAGUGCGUGGGCACUGUGGUGUGCAAGAUGGGGGAACACCGCAGUACUUUCAGAGGCUACAUCGCGAUGCUAGUCGUUAUCAAACCUUACAGAGGAAAAGGCAUUGCAACUGAACUUGUUACGAGGGCCAUACGUGUGAUGAUGGAAUCUGGCUGUGAAGAGGUGACAUUGGAAGCAGAAGUUACAAACAAGGGAGCUUUGGCUCUGUAUGGCCGUCUAGGAUUUAUCAGGGCGAAGAGGCUGUUCCGUUACUACCUCAAUGGAGUCGAUGCCUUCCGCCUGAAGCUUCUGUUCCCUCGUUCAGAAACCCCCUUUUUGGUAAGCCAAAGUGAAACCAGUGACCAUCUUGCUGAAAGCCAGUUUGCUUAUUGCUAGGCCUUCUCCAGCGGAACGUCAAAUAUGUGUAUGGCGCCGUUCGGUUACUCAAGCCGAACGCUAAACUUUUCGCUAUUUGCUUGCAGGUGGCAUCGUACUGUUCACCCACUAUUUUUUUUAAUAUAAAUAUAUGAUUAAAAAUAUAUAAAAUAAUUUAUGUGAAAGAAUAUACUAUGAAUAUUCUUUUUUUUUAUGUUUGAAAAUGAAAUUCAAUUGGAGACGAGUUUCUGCAUUUUGAUGUAUUA
Molecule: messenger RNA, 827 nt
Organism: Dendrobium catenatum
Lineage: Eukaryota; Viridiplantae; Streptophyta; Magnoliopsida; Asparagales; Orchidaceae
Product: N-alpha-acetyltransferase MAK3
Exons: 5
Coding region: 16-582 (188 amino acids)
Biological process (GO): N-terminal peptidyl-methionine acetylation
Cellular component (GO): NatC complex
Molecular function (GO): protein-N-terminal amino-acid acetyltransferase activity
Source: RefSeq, a predicted model, not a curated record